Molecule: messenger RNA, 1656 nt
Organism: Trifolium pratense (red clover)
Lineage: Eukaryota; Viridiplantae; Streptophyta; Magnoliopsida; Fabales; Fabaceae
Product: oxygen-dependent coproporphyrinogen-III oxidase, chloroplastic
Exons: 8
Coding region: 290-1477 (395 amino acids)
Cellular component (GO): cytoplasm; chloroplast stroma
Molecular function (GO): coproporphyrinogen oxidase activity
Source: RefSeq, a predicted model, not a curated record
UCCAAUCCAAACCAACAUUUCUGUGGGCGUUACAUGAAAGCUCAGUUCAGUUGACAUUUGGUUACCGCUGCUAGAUACCAGAAACAGUGUGCAAUUUAUUUAUCUAACAAUAAAAUUCUGUGUUCAAAAAAGUAAAAAUAAAAAAAAAUAAAAUAAAUUAAAACACCUCUUCUUAUCCAUAUUCAAUUCGAAAACCCUCUUUCUUUUCUCUCUUCAUUCAUCUCUGUAACUCGCCACUAUUUCUUCUUUAUUUUUAUUUUUUUUCAAAUCCAAAUCUGUGUUAGUUAUAAUGCCGUGUACAAUUUCCGUGACAGCUCCUUCUUACGCCGUUACUCCAUUGACAUUCAGUUGUUCCAAAUCAACUCCAAUUUGUCAUACAUCAAAUUUUCUCACUAAACAGAAUCGUAAACCGUUGUUAAGAGUCACAAAAUCAAUGAAUUCUAAUCGAGUAGUAAAAGUAAAAGCAACGGUUUCAAUAGAAAAAGAAACACCAGAAACUGAAAGACCUGAUACAUUUCUUCGUGGCAACGACGAUGGCGUUGCGUCUUCGGUUAGAUUUCGAUUUGAAAAGAUGAUAAGAGAAGCUCAAGAUAAAGUUUGUAAUGCAAUUGAAAUUGCUGAUGGUGGUGGAAAAUUUAAAGAAGAUGUUUGGUCUAGACCUGGUGGUGGUGGUGGUAUUAGUAGGGUUCUUCAAGAUGGUGCUGUUUGGGAAAAAGCUGGUGUUAAUGUUUCUGUUGUUUAUGGUCAAAUGCCUCCUGAUGCUUAUCGUGCUGCAAAAGGCGCUGCUUCUAAUGAUCAGAAGCCUGGUCCUAUUCCCUUUUUCGCAGCUGGAAUUAGCUCUGUUUUACAUCCUAAAAACCCGUUUGCCCCAACCUUGCAUUUCAAUUAUCGCUAUUUUGAAACCGAUGCUCCUAAAGAUGCUCCUGGAGCACCUAGACAAUGGUGGUUUGGUGGGGGAACUGAUUUAACCCCUGCUUACAUUUUCGAGGACGAUGUCAAGCACUUCCAUUCAGUUCAAAAAAAGGCUUGUGACAAGUUUGAUCCUACGUUUUACCCCCGAUUCAAGAAAUGGUGCGACGACUACUUUUAUAUCAAGCAUCGAGAUGAAAGGAGAGGACUUGGAGGAAUAUUUUUUGAUGAUCUAAAUGACUAUGAUCUGGAGAUGCUCCUUUCGUUCGCUACCGAAUGUGCAAACUCUGUCAUUCCCGCUUACAUACCUAUCAUAGAGAAAAGAAAGGAUUUGCCCUUUACAGAUCAUCAAAAAGCAUGGCAACAAUUGCGAAGGGGACGAUAUGUUGAAUUCAAUUUGGUAUAUGAUAGGGGUACAACAUUUGGACUAAAAACUGGAGGGAGAAUAGAGAGUAUUCUUGUUUCUCUCCCACUCACUGCUCGGUGGGAAUAUGACCAUAAACCAGAAGUAGGUAGCGAAGAAUGGAAACUCUUAGAUGCGUGCAUCAACCCGAAGGAAUGGAUCUAAUUUAUCCGUUGACCACCCAAUUUGGUAGCUUUUUCAAUAAUAAGAUAAGAUUGCAUGUAUUCUUUUUUUGAUGUAUAUCAUGUACUUGUAAGAUGAGUCGCAACUGUUUUAGCUUCUACUCGUGGAUUGUAAAUCACAUUUUUUACACUUUUCACCUAUAAAGCACGGAGUUAUGAAAA